Messenger RNA from Peniophora sp. CBMAI 1063, 807 nucleotides. The record is from the annotation of a GenBank genome assembly. Lineage: Eukaryota; Fungi; Basidiomycota; Agaricomycetes; Russulales; Peniophoraceae.
AUGACGACCAGACCUGGAUCCCCAGCCCCACCUCCUCUUACGGGAGAAGAAUACGAAGCUCUUGACGCUUACCGCUUUGCUAUGCUUACACAUGAACACGCAGGCUCCUACUUCCCAAGUACUUCCGAACUACAGAAGGACAUGGAGCCGAAGUCCUUGAUCGACGCCAGGAACUAUGUGACUCGCUUGAGGGAGCGCUACACCCAUGAACUCGACGGGAUCAUAGACGAUCAGGUAGAACGGUACUACGAGGACGCAUUGGAUCGCUACCAUGCUUUCGACCCAACAAUAGCCCCACCAAUUGACAAUCCAGAGGAUUGGCCGCGUGAUUACACAGAUAAUAAAUUUAAGACCAUCUACCACGACUCGAAAUUCCACAACCCUACGCUCCUCCUCUCCCAAUUCAACACCGAACUCACCACAACCUUCAUGGCUCACACAGAGCAGGAACGCCCGUACCUUGAACGUCUGAAGAUAUUCCAAGAGCGGGAGUCGGCUCGAUUGAAGAGGGAGAAGGAGCAAGCGGAUCAAGCUCGCAUAGAAGCGGAGAAGAAGUUCCCGCGUACGGUCCCAGACUGGGAGAACAUCUCUAACGCGACGAGGAAGCUAUUCCUCGCUCGAUUCUUCACGUUCACUCUUGCCGAGAAGGAGGAAAAUAUGAAGAAGCAGACCCCGCCGUGGACUUGGGAUGAUGUCGAUCCUCUAUGCAAUACGUAUAAGGCGGAUGUCAACUUCAGAGAGCGGAUUGACAAGUUCAUCCAGUCGCACAUGAGCACGGAUCCUCGCAGGAAACCUACUGGGGCGUGA